This is a messenger RNA of Manihot esculenta (cassava), 4105 nucleotides long. RefSeq names its product putative pentatricopeptide repeat-containing protein At5g43820. Bases 671 to 2368 code for a protein of 565 amino acids. Gene Ontology annotation, molecular function: protein binding. The transcript is spliced from 2 exons. The record is from RefSeq and is a predicted model, not a curated record. NCBI's taxonomy places the organism in Eukaryota, Viridiplantae, Streptophyta, Magnoliopsida, Malpighiales, Euphorbiaceae.
ACGAUACCAAACAUUCCGACCGGACUACUUUGAAGCCACAACUGGUUGUUGCCCUUCUUCCUCACUGUCGCCGUCGCUUUCUUUGGCCGCUUUGAAGCCAUCGGUGCUGCUUUUUUCCUUUCGCCACCGUUCACGCUCUCACAUAUAUUGCUUCCGUUGUCCGAUUCAAAGGCAUCGCCGUAGCCGAGGCAAAGAGCAAAAUAGCUACCUACAUCUCUGCGACUCUGCCUAACUGCCUUGUCCAAAUCGCCGGUGGUCAUCAGUUUUCAUGAGGCGAGCUUUCCGAUAAAACUUUUGAUUUACUCCUUGGCUAUUCUUUAUGGUUUUUCGCAUGCAAAGGAGGUAUAUCCAAUCAAAAUGUUGAUUCCGAGGUGGAAGGCUGCUACCAAAUAUAUUGGUGAACCACAGAUAUGGCUUUGGAAUGUGAUCAAUGAUAUACAUGAAUUUCAUUUGGUUGACCGGUAUUUUGUCUCCUAUAAGAAGCUGGCAUUUUUGAGGGUGAAAGAGGUGGGUUUGACAAUUGGUUCCUCUAAUUUCCAGUUAUUGUAACAUCUCUUUUGGAAGCUCGUGAUAUGGUAGGAUGAGCUGCAGAAAAUAGUGUAUAGCUUUUUGCUUGUAGCCACCUUGGUUAGGAGAAAUAAAUGGUUGCCUAAAGUUUUAUACUCCUUUCAUGGCAUUUCAUUCCCAACGCAUUUUGGGUUUUCUUGCAUACCUGAACAAAACCAGAUGCCAUUUACCACGCUUUCGUGCAUCAAUUCCAGUGUUUCCAUUUUCAACCGUUGAUACUCAACUAAGCACUUUAGAAGAUAAGCCUUUGGUGAGUCAGCUGAAGGACCAAGUUAAUCUCAAAGAGUGUUCUGUUCUUGAUGAACUCUCUAACUUGUUACCAAUACAUCCUAGCAACCCAAUCCUGCAUCCAUAUAAAGACCAGAAGCUAAAUGAGCUGGGAGAAAGGAGAGUUGUUGCUGAUAGAUUUUUAUUGCCUGAAGAGAAGUUGAGAGGGGUAUUUCUUCAGAAAUUAAAGGGGAAAUCAGCAAUUGAAAGAGCCCUAGCUGAUACUGGUGUGGACUUGAGUCUAGAUAUUGUUGCUAAAGUACUUAAUGGAGGGAACUUAGGAGGUGAAGCCAUGGUUACAUUCUUUAAUUGGGCGAUCAAACAAGCAAUGAUACCUAAGGACAUUCAUAGUUACAAUAUAAUCAUCAAGGCACUAGGCAGGAGGAAAUUUAUUGAUUUUAUGCUGAAAAUUUUGAAUGAAUUGCGAACAGAAGGUAUACGAUUUAAUUUGGAGACCUUGUCAAUUGUUAUGGAUAGCUUAUUUAGGGCUCAACGAGUGUGCAAAGCAAUUCAAAUGUUUGGAAACUCAAAAGAGUUUGGGUUUGAAUAUAACACUGAGUCUCUAAAUGUGCUUCUGCAGUGCCUGUGCAGGAGGUCACAUGUGGGUGUUGCAAAUUCAUACUUCAAUUCAGUGAAAGGUAAAAUAUCAUUUAAUAGUACGACAUAUAAUAUUAUGAUUGGAGGAUGGUCAAAAUUUGGACGGGUGAGUGAGAUGGAGACAAUUUUGGAGGCAAUGGUUCAAGAUGGUUUUGCUCCUGAUUGUUCAACCUUUUGCUGCCUUCUUGAGGGUUUAGGAAGAGCUGGUAGGAUUAAAGAAGCUGUUAAAAUUUUUGACAAUUUGGGGGAGAAAGAUUUUCUGCUAGACGCUGCUGUUUACAAUGCAAUGAUUUUUAAUUUUAUUUCAGUUGGAGAUCUUGAUGAGUGUAUGAAAUAUUACAGGAGCUUGUUGAGUAAUAAUUGUGACCCAAAUAUUGAUACUUAUACCAAAUUAAUUUGUGCUUUUAUCAAAGCCCGUAAAGUGGCUGAUGCACUUGAAAUGUUGGAUGAGAUGUUAGGUCGAGGGAUUGUACCUACAACAACAACAAUAACUUCUUUCAUUGAACCUCUUUGUAGCUUUGGUCCACCCCAUGCUGCAAUGAUGAUCUACAAGAAGGCAAGAAAGGCUGGUUGUAAAAUAUCACUUACUGCGUAUAAGCUUUUGUUGAUGCGGCUUUCUAGAUUUGGUAAAUGUGGAAUGCUGUUAAAUAUAUGGGAAGAGAUGCAAGAAAGUGGUUAUUCAACUGAUAUGGAAGUUUAUGAGUAUGUCAUUAAUGGACUUUGUAAUAUAGGCCAGCUUGAAAAUGCUGUGCUUGUUAUGGAGGAAUCUUUGAGCAAGGGCUUUUGCCCAAGCAGACUCAUUUGCAGCAAACUAAAUCACAAACUACUUGCUUCAAGUAAAGUAGAGAGAGCUUACAAGCUAUUUUUGAAGAUCAAAGAUGCUCGUCGGGAUGAAAAUGCUCGGAGGUUUUGGCAUGCUAAUGGCUGGCACUUUUGAACAAUUCAUUAGUGACAAUGGCAAGUGCAUACACAUUUCUUUUAUGUGCAUUUCUAUUACUAUUCUACAAGCUACCUCAAAUUAGUCCAAAUUUUGAUCUAAAUUAAUUAGUUAGUCAGAUGAAAUUUGUUUUUUUCUUAAAAACCACCAUUAGUAAUCAGAUGUCUAAAUCUGAAAUAUUUAUUUUAAAAUAAAUUAACUCUGAAAAUUACAUCAUUGGUGGCCGUACUUCCUUUCAAUUGCAAAGUUCUUUGAAGAGCUUCAAGGAUAUGAAAGUUUAAAGGCAAUGGCACUUUAUUAAUUAUGUAAUGUAUAAGGGCAAUGGUCUAUUAAUGUUUUUCCUAGUUCUAUAAUCCUAAAGUUUUCCGUUUAUAAUUGUCUGAUUGGCUUUUGAUAGCUGAUGUUUCUGAUUAAAGCUUCUUUCUUCCUGCAUGUGAAAUGCUAAAAGGUACACAAUAAUCUUAACAGCGAUCAAGUUACCAAGUUUACUGAAUAGAGAGUUCUAAAAUUGUUCUGUCUUGUGCUGGUGGCUCAUUAUGUUAGCGACUGUAGGCAAUUAGGCCUUUGGUUGUUUUGUUGACAUUGCUGCAGCAGCCCAUGUAGGGAUAGGUGAGGUUAGAGAGCUAUAAUUAAGUGUUCUAUAGCAGAUUCUUUCCAAUCAAGUUUCUCAGUUACUGAGUAUUGUGAGUCAUGCUUGCAUGGUAAUCAGUUUUUACCCUGCUCCUCUUCUCUAAAUGACUUCAGAUAUGGAUGCUUGCUGAUCCGAACUACAUUGGCUUGGUUCUGCAGAAUUUUCUCGUAGCUUUUGCGUAGAGUAAAAGGGCAUUGAUCAUUGUCAAGGCAGCAUUAUCUGUCCCUGCUACAGCUAAAAUCCGGCACCAAAAUACUAAUCUUUAAGCCACUCCUGCGCAAGUGAUAAAUUCAAUAGCUGUGCAUCUGCUCCACAGGUAGGUUGCAGUUGCACUAUUAUAACCUUCAAAUCUUGGCUUCUGCUGCGAGUUCCAAAUUCUAGCAGUUAUACUUUCUCAAAAACGUUGGUCAAUGACAAUCUCAGGCCAUCCCUUCUGGAGCUGCUUCCUGUCCCCCAUUAGCACAGGUGUAUGUAGCACAGGUGUAUGUAGCACAGGCUACAUGUACUGGUAUGCUUCUGCUCUCAAUCCAUGCCCCAUUAUCUAUUUAGUUCGAGCAUCCCAAAACCUAAACUUAACAAUCAGUUGGCUUAGCGUAAAGUCUAAUGCAGCUUUGGUUGGCCCUUAUCCACAUAAAAUGCUACUGUGCAACCUCAACCUUGAGUUACCAUUUCUUUGCAGCCAACUUGCUAAUGGGUUACAACUGAAUCCUUUUGCCUGUUUCUUCUAGUAGAAGCUUGUAAAUCAGUCGAUGCUAUGCAUAGUAAAUACGUAUUGCUUUAUAGUAGCUCUCAUUUAUCAAUCAACAUGCUCAAUUGCCGAGCAAGAAAUAUGAAAGAAAAGUACAAGCAAGUUGUAGAAUUGGCGUCCAAAUUAACUAUCGAAGAGGCCAGUUGCUUUGGAACUCAAAUUUCUCGCUUAGCUUGCCAUACUAUUUUGAAUGGAGUGAUUUAACUUUUUAUACUGCCAACAUCUGCGUUUGCCAGGAACUCCGAGAAUGGUUGUAUCAUUGUUGAUUACUUUUUCUGAAGCUGAACAGCUUCCUGUUAACAGUGUUAUUAAACUCAAUUUAGUUGCAAAUAUUCAAUUUCAGAGUUAUUAAACUCAA